AUGCUUGGGUGGAUGUUGAAGCGAGGCGAGAACGCGCCACACGCGGACGAUGGAGAUCAGCCGGACACACCAGCGCCUGUAUUUGCUGCCAGAGCCUUCAAGAGCGCGCUGUUUGGUACGCCCUCGAAACGAAACGAAGAGAGACGCGUUUUCCGAAGUGCGGCCUCAAGAAAGCCCACGUCACGGUCGUCCGAGACGCCGUCGAAGCCACAAGGUAUCCUUCUUACUCCAGGAAUAGGAACAUCCAAGAGGAAGCGUGUUUCAUUCGGCCAUGACGUGCCAGGCGGCUCCAUGACGGACCUCGCAAAAACCAGUGAACAAGACCUGCCAACCGAGGCACGCCAACCAACAGCUCCAACCAAGUCCCUGGCCAAGCUCACAGAAUCACAAUCGCGAGUUGCACCUCCCGAACCCGCCGUGUCAGAUGAUGAAUGGGAAGAAGAGGAGGACUGCGGCGCUCAUGAUGUCACGCUGGAUCUCAAUGAGCCGCACUCGCAAUCCGGACGGUACUGGAAAGAAGAGUUUCUGAGGUACCAUCAAGAGGCCAAAGCUGAAAUGGAGAAAUUGCUCAAGUAUAAGCAACUUGCAAAGUCUUACGCACAGCGAAAGGAUGCCGAGGCGAUUGAACUUGCUGAGCGCCUGCGAGACGAACAACAGCGCGUCAUAAAAAUGGAAAAGAGGAUUGCAGAAAAUGCAGCUCAAAUCGCCGCCCAACGAAAAGAGCAACCAGCAGAAGCCCAAGCGGAAAUGCUCACAAAACUGACUAAACAAUCAUCGCUAGCUGCACAGUACCGUCACCGGGUACAAGAACUCGAAGCUCAGAUGGGAGAGUUGCUCACACAGCGAGAAAAUGGAGCCGGAGUUGAGACGCCACGCCGCCGAUAUGCUUCUACCCCUUCCGUGACAGCUACCCAAAAAACGCUCACGGAAACUCGGCGAGAGUUGCGACGAGCGCGGUCCCAGUUGAAAGAACUAGAUGCAUUGCGCGACGAAGUAUUUUCACUCAAGACUCAGUUGAAGAAGGCCGAAUUGAAACUGGUAGUCAUCGAAAAGGAGGAAGCACUUACCAGUAAUGGGCCACGAGCCCGGGAACUUCGGGCUUUGCUCAAGGCAGCCAAGGAGGACUCUCGACGAAAAGAAGACGAGAUUCGACUCCUCAAAAAUGAGUAUGAGGCAUUCAGGAAGGAGAAUGAAGUUCACGAAGCCGAUACCAGGGCUGUUCUGGAACGGGCUCACAACAAGAUUGCCGACCUCAAAAAUGAGGUGAAGGCUCUCAGGUCCGCAGGAACAGGACCAGCAAGACCGCACAGUUGGCAUCCCCGGAGUAUAGGCGAAGAGAAGAUCAAGGAAUCAAAGUCAGACGAACCAAUUCGAGUCAAAGUAGAAACGGCCAAGAGACGAAGCUCAGACGAGCCCUUGGACAUGGCAAAAAAUUCAUCUCAACCACGCACAUUGCGCGAAAAGUUUGUGGAUGAUGCUGCCUUGGCUCCCAAGUCAGAACCGCUCAAGGUAGCAGGUCGAGCAAGUCUUGGGAAGGCUCAGUGGCAGCCAUUUGUCCCUCGAUCGCCCAGACACCGCAUCUAUGCUGCAGAGGACGGAGUCAAUCGCCUCACUCAGUCGAACAAGCCCAAGGAGAUUGCAGUACCAGAGUUGCCUCCGAAUGGCUCGACAUCCGCCGCGGAACCCCAUAUCGAUCUCCUGUCUCGCCGCUUUGCCAGACUAGGAGGCCCAGGACCAAAUGCACAGAUAAACAGCUCUCUUGUGGCUAAUACAUCGAGGCGCACUCUGCCGCCAGAAAGACGAGCAGCCGCCCUCGCAAGGAUUGAAAAAAGAAUGGCUGAGAAAAAGAGGCUCCGGGACCGAAGCGGCGGCCAUGACAAGGAGAAUGUGCGGCCAUAG
Messenger RNA from Metarhizium album ARSEF 1941, 1899 nucleotides. Its product is annotated as Spindle-body formation-associated protein. NCBI's taxonomy places the organism in Eukaryota, Fungi, Ascomycota, Sordariomycetes, Hypocreales, Clavicipitaceae. The record is from RefSeq and is a predicted model, not a curated record. Bases 1 to 1899 code for a protein of 632 amino acids. The transcript is spliced from 2 exons.